Molecule: messenger RNA, 4034 nt
Organism: Aphis gossypii (cotton aphid)
Lineage: Eukaryota; Metazoa; Arthropoda; Insecta; Hemiptera; Aphididae
Product: transcription termination factor 2-like
Exons: 17
Coding region: 504-3902 (1132 amino acids)
Molecular function (GO): ATP-dependent chromatin remodeler activity; ATP binding
Source: RefSeq, a predicted model, not a curated record
UGAUUGGUCAAAUUUGAAAUCAAACGACAACGGUUAAUCUUUAUUCUAUCAUGUUAACAAUCAACCAGGAACCAGUCUACUCUGUGCAGAAACAACGAAAAUUGAUAAAUCUUACAUCUUUAUACAAUACUCAUCAGUCAUCACUCAUCAGUAAUAGUCACUACUUUACUAGCCAGUAGCCAGUGUAUCGACAACCGGUUAGGUUCAGUACCAUCGUGAAAGUACCGCGUGAGUUCAGUUUUCAAAGUUGUGUUUACUGUUUAUGUUCCUACUUGGCUACUGCCUACUUCGUAUGACGUUAAUGUCUAUACAUUCUACACACUUCACAGAUCACAGUAGUACACUAGUAUAGUUCAGUCAGCAAUAGGAUUUGACAAAAAACUCAAAACAAAUAUUUAUACGAUUGUUUUUCCUUUUAUGGUGGAUUAUUCUAAAUCUAAUCUAAAACCCUUAUAAUACCGCAAUAAAAUUAACGCACCACUUUUUAUAUUGAUAUCUGAAAUAUGAAAUCUUCACGGUCCACAUCUUCCAAACUCCCCAGUAGAUUUGCGAGAAGAUUAAUGUCCGAGUCAUCGGACGAUAGCGAUGAUGGAGCUUCUUCAAAUUCUCAUAUGGACAGUGCUCGAGCGGAAAAAGCCUUUUCUCGCCGCAAGCGACAAACACCCACUCUAGAUGAACCAAAUGUUAAAAAUGAUUCUACACAUAUUCAAUCUGAUAGAACAUUAUUCAGAUUGUCUGAUACGUCUGAUUCAGAAGAGUCGGACAGAAAUAGUAAAAUAGAUAAAAAACAAUCAUAUCACGAUAAAACAACUUCUUCAGAUGGCUCAAUAAAUGAGUCUAUUUUUAAACCUUCAAAAAGAGAUAUGGCUAAGUAUAGAAAUAUAUUACAUUCAAGUGAUGAUGAAAAAUCAAAAAAUAGUAACUUGGAUGAAUCAAGUGACGAUUCUUCAUCUAAAAAAAGUCUAUCUUUAAUAGAAUCUGAUGAAAGUGGUGAAGAAUGUUUACUUGAAGAAUAUAUGGAUAAGCCUAUUGAUACAACAAAUAUUAUAGCUAAUGAAUCUUUUAAACCUCUUAGAAAGUUUAAAACCAAUCAAGCUAUAAUCUUAGAUUCUAGUGAAGAAAGUCAAACUAUGACAAAGAAUAUCUGUAAUGAAACCAAUUUAAUUUUAGAAUCAGAUUCUGAAGACAAUAUUAUAAGUUCACCACAUAAAACAUUUCAAAUACCUAAGAAUGUUAAUCGUGAAGAAUCUCAUAUUGAAGCAAAAUUAAAUGAUUUAUCUUUAAUUGAACCUAGUGAUUCUGAUGAUGAACUGUCUGCACAUCAAAAAUCAACUGUUACAUCUUCUAAACAAAACCGACCAUUUAUCGAUGAUUUGAAAUUUUCAAAUACUAUUUAUUCUUUACAUGAUCCAAUAUCUCAGAGUAGUAUUUUAGAAUAUCCAAACUCUGAUAAUGUAAACAUUGAACAAUCGUCAAAUAUAAAAAAAAAUGAGAAAAUUAUUGAAACAAUUGAUUUAAUUGGUGAUAGCCCAAAAACGUCUAAAUUAUGUUUACCACCAAAACAUCAUGAUUUAACAAUUGAUUUAACUGAUGAAAAGGUUGAUGGAAAAUCUUCUGUAUUGUCAAAAGAUAUUUUAAUCAAUGAUUCAAAAAAACCAAUGAGUGAGGAUUUUCAGUCCCUGAAAAUGGAAAAAAUAAGAUUAGAAGAACUUUUGAGACGAUUUACAAAAAAUAUUGCCAACAUGAAAAACACUAUGAAAAUUACAAAUUUAAAUUUAUUACCCGAUGGAGGUUAUAAAUUAAAAAGAGCUAUAAUAAAAGAAGAAAGUGCACUUAGAGAUACUACAACACAAUUCAAUAAUGUUCUCAAAAAAUUGGAAGGUUACCCAGAUGAACCAAAAGUACUUCAAAAACCUCAUUCAAAUUAUUUGCAAACAUUAGAUAUUAAUAAUGCAUUGACAAAAAAGGCUGCUGGUAAUAUCGACAUAAAAGCUAUGGGUGACAAAGCUUUGAAUACUUAUCGUACACAGCAAACUAUGACUUUGGAUGUCCUUAAUAGUUUACAUAAGUCAUUAGGAACGUGUCCAUCUUCUAAUAUUUUAGCUGAUGACCCACAAACACUUAAAGUAGAGCUUAUGCCCCAUCAAAAGCAUGCUAUCGCUUGGUUAAUGUGGAGAGAGAUCCAAAAACCUCAUGGAGGUGUUUUAGCUGAUGAUAUGGGUUUAGGAAAAACCUUAACAAUGAUUUCUCUAAUUCUUAAAGCAUAUGAAACUAAGAAGGACCAAAGUGAAGACUCUGAUACAGAUGAUUCUUUUGAAGACUCAAAUCAUAAUUCUUUUAAAGGAGGAACCCUUAUAGUAUGUCCAUCAUCGUUAAUUGGCCAAUGGGAAAACGAACUAAAAUCUAAAGUAAAACCAAGAGUUUUAGAUUCUAUUAAAUAUUAUGGCGCAAGUAGAGAGCCUUCUGCGAGAAAGUUGGCAAAAAAACAUAUAGUUAUAACUACUUAUAAUACAGUCAUGUGGGACCAAAAAAAUAAUAAAAGAAGUCCACUAUAUCAAAUAAAAUGGUGCCGAAUCAUUCUUGAUGAAGCCCAUACAAUUCGAAACCCUAAAAGUCAAACUUCUGUAGCGGUGUGUUCACUUUCUGGUAUAAAUCGAUGGGCAUUGACUGGAACACCAAUUCAUAAUAAAGAAGCAGACUUUUAUGCAUUAUUAAAAUUUAUUAAGUGCCGGCCUUUUGAUGAAUGGGCAGUUUGGAAACGAUGGGUAGGAAAUAAUGAUGAUGCUGGUAAAAACAGACUUUCCUUGUUAAUAAAGGCAUUAAUGUUACGACGUACAAAGGAUCAAUUAAAAGAAACAACAUCAUUUGAUUUACCACCAAAAACAUUUCAUACUAUAAAAGUUGAUUUGUUUAAGGAAGAAAAAGAAGCUUAUGAAAAAGUUUUACAGUUCUCAAGUACGCUUUUUGCCAAAUAUCUAUAUGAAAAAGCUGAAAAAGAAAAUGCUGUUGAACGUGGUUUUCCAGUGAUAAACAAAGCUAAAUAUUUGAGUCAAAAUAGUGACAAUAAUAUUUUUAAAGAUCAUCCUGAAUUGGAUAAAUUAUUCAAACAGCUAUUGAAUAACAAAAACAUUCAAGCACAUCAUAUCUUAGUAUUAAUUUUGCGACUAAGGCAGUUAUGUUGUCAUCCAUGUUUAUUAAAAAAUAUGUUGGAAGAUGAAAGUCUUAAGGUUGAUGGCAUACAAGAUAUUGGUGAUGUAGAUAUAGUAGAUCAUUUGAGUCGAAUGUCUAUAGGUGUUCCAAGUGUUGAAAAAGAUACUGUUAAAAAUAGUAACGUAAUUUUUAAAGAAACAUGGAUUAGUUCGAAGAUAAAAGCUGUUUGUGACAUGGUUAAGGAAAAAGUAUUGUGUACAGAAGAUAAAGCAGUAAUUGUUUCCCAAUGGCCAAGUGUGUUAAAUCUUGUAAAUAAACAAUUAUCUCAGUAUAAUGUUAAAACUGAGAUAUUUAGUGGAGUUGUUCCUGUUCUGCUUAGAAAUAAAAUGAUUAGUGAAUUUAACAAAGUCAACAGUGGACCAAAGAUAUUAUUACUGUCACUAACUGCUGGUGGUGUUGGUCUCAAUUUGGUAGUGGCCAACCAUUUGUUUUUGGUGGAUAUUCAUUGGAAUCCACAACUUGAAGCUCAAGCAUGUGAUCGCAUUUAUAGAGUAGGACAACAAAAACCAGUCAAUGUGUACAAGUUUGUUUGUAAUGACACCAUUGAAACAUCAAUCCAAACAAUUCAAACUAAAAAAAUUGAGAUUGCUAAUAAUGUUUUUGGUGGUUAUAGUAAUGUAGAAGGUAAUAAGAUUACUUUAGAUGACCUCAAAGUAAUAUUUAAUAUAAACCCUAAUAAAGUUAAAACUUAGUUAAAUUUAUUUAUACUUAUAUAUCUUAUAAUUAAGAUUGUAUCAUACUUAUUUGAUUUAUACUACUUUACGACUUCAUUCAUUGUUUAUGAUUUGGAUUUUAUACUGGAAACAAAUUUUUUAAAUUAUUUC